This is a messenger RNA of Brienomyrus brachyistius, 2485 nucleotides long. RefSeq names its product acyl-CoA synthetase family member 3 (gene acsf3). Bases 382 to 2127 code for a protein of 581 amino acids. Lineage: Eukaryota; Metazoa; Chordata; Actinopteri; Osteoglossiformes; Mormyridae. Gene Ontology annotation, biological process: fatty acid metabolic process. The record is from RefSeq and is a predicted model, not a curated record. The transcript is spliced from 10 exons. Gene Ontology annotation, molecular function: medium-chain fatty acid-CoA ligase activity.
UGUUAAAAUUUCGAUUUUGGAAGAUCCGCACUAAACAGCAAGUUCCCAUCCUACUCUCGGGAUGGGUGUUUUGACGCGGGAACUGUGUGCUGCCCGUGCCGCGGUUUCCCUCCGGACGCUUUUAAUGCCGUACUGCACUCUUAUACGUACGUUUGGAAUGACUUGAGGGUAAGACGAAGUGAACAGAAAGCAUAUUUAAUCAGUUCGGUGUUAGUGAAAUACUUGAUUUUCAGUUUUUCGUUAUUAUUGACAAUAUCGACGUAGAGUAUUGUAAUUGCUAGAAAUUGUAUAUUGAAUUUGUACCGAAGAAAAAAAAGUUACUGCUAGAAGCAUGAGGCUUUGAAAUUGGUGUCCUGGGAGGUGCCUGAGGGAAGUGCCCCAAUGCCGCUGGGAAUCGUUCUCCGGUCUAUGCACAGGGGACCUCUGUGCAUUUCAGGUCUUGCAUGGACACACUGGGAACCUGGUAAGAAAGCGGCCAGGUGGCUCUUAAGAAGGUGUGUCUCCACGGGCGUGAGCCGGUUAGCUGCGACGAGGAGGGUCACUCCCGUGUUCACCAGAGCUCCGAGCUUUGGGGACAAGCUGGCCAUUUUAGAUGGCAGCGGUGGCCACAGCUACCGUGACUUGUAUGACAACAGCUUGGGCUUAGCGAGGCGGUUGCUGGAGCAGUUGGGUUGCACCUCUGGGGACGUGCAGGGGAGAAGGAUCUCCUUCCUGUGUGCUAAUGACGCCUCCUACGUGGUGGCACAGUGGGCGGCCUGGAUGUGCGGGGGUGUCGCCGUCCCCCUCUACAGGAAGCACCCACCCUCGGAGCUGGAAUACAUCAUCACCGACUCCCAGAGCUCUUUGCUGCUGGCAGGGGACCCUUACACAGACACCCUGGGGCCCCUGGCUGAGAAGUUGGGCCUCCCUUGCCUAGAGCUGCCUCCUUCUUCUGGCCUUGCUGAGCUGAAGACCACGGAGACUCGCGCAGACCUGCCGAUCACGGACUGGGCCGACAGAUCGGCCAUGAUCGUCUACACCAGUGGCACCACGGGCCGUCCCAAGGGGGUCCUCAGCUCCCACAGGAACCUGCAGGCUAUGAUCCAGUGCCUCGUGUCUGAGUGGGGCUGGUGCGGGGAUGAUGUCAUCCUGCACACACUGCCCCUUCACCACGUUCACGGCAUUGUCAACAAACUGCUGUGCCCUCUGUGGGCAGGCGCCACCUGCCGUAUGCUACCUGACUUCCAGCCCCAGAAGGUGUGGGACGUCCUCCUCAGUGCCAGUCCUCCUAGGGUGACCGUGUUCAUGGCCGUCCCCACUAUCUACGCCAAGCUCAUCCAGCACUACGAGCAGCACUUUGCCACGCCCCACGUGCGGGACUUCGUCCGGGCCAUCUGCGCGGAGAAGAUCAGGCUGAUGGUGUCCGGCUCGGCUGCCCUGCCCCAGCCUGUCCUCCAACGUUGGGAAGAGAUCACCGGACAUACCCUUCUGGAGCGCUAUGGCAUGACGGAGAUUGGCAUGGCGCUGUCCAAUCCGCUGAGAGGAGCCCGCAUUCCAGGUGCGGUGGGUAAACCACUUCCUGGUGUGGAGGUGCGGAUUGUCAUGCCCACCACUACCGACACCAUUAUUGCUGAGGGCGACUGCAGGAAGACACAGGUCCGACCCGGUAUGGAUAAGAAAGAAGGGGAGCUGUUGGUCCGAGGACCUUCCGUCUUCAAAGAGUACUGGAACAGACCUCAGGCGACCAGGGAGGCUUUCACUGCUGAUGGCUGGUUUAUUACAGGGGACACAGCGGUUUACAGGGAUGGGUUGUACUGGAUUAUGGGCCGAACAUCGGUGGACAUCAUCAAGAGUGGCGGGUACAAGAUCAGUGCCCUUGAAGUGGAGCGCCACUUGCUGGCUCAUCCUGAUAUUACAGAUGUGGCUGUUAUUGGGGUGCGAGACGCCACCUGGGGCCAAAGGGUGACAGCUGUGGUGCAGUUGAAGCAAGGGAAGAACCUCACUCUGGAGGAGCUUAAGGCCUGGGCCAGAGAGAGGAUGACCGCCUACACGAUCCCCACCGGCCUGCUCCUGGUGGAUGAGAUGCCCAGGAACCAGAUGGGAAAGGUCAACAAGAAGGAUUUGAUCAAGCAGUUCUUCCCCACUUAGGACUGCUGGGCCCUCUGUCGCUUCCUGUUAGCCGGACAGGGGCCCCCCUCGCCCCAGUGGGAAGGAGCAAAUCGCUGGGAGAGGUGGACUGAAGACAUUUGGGUGGGGGCCGCGUGGAGUUAACCCUCAGCGCCCUGGACGAUGGCCCAGAGUCGACCGCGAUGUCUGCAGCAUUUUUAUUAUGACCAAUGUGUUUUAAGACGACUUCGAGAUGUGUGUGCUCUUCUUCUUUAAUCAUGAUGAUGGCAGUAAUUAUGAUGACUGAUUACGAUGGUGAGGGGUCAGAGUAGCGUCAUCUCAGGGUGCGAGACUCUACUCUGAGGGACGUGGUGAAGAAAAUAAAAGGCUGUGAAUCUGA